AUGCCCAAGCCGCCAAAGCCUGUUCGAUCCAUUACCGAAACAGAGAAGAACAGCACACACACUCGGACUAAGCUUGACAAAAUUUUGAAAUCAGGGGCUUUGAAGAUUUACAGCAAGGUGAAACAGCCAACUCAUUUCCUUAACUCUCUUUUCACCGCCAAAAAAUCCAAGAGCUCGUCCUCCGCCCAUGCUGUUCAAUCACCUUCUGGUAGGAGUGGAAAACGUGGUACUGAUCGGGUUAAAAAAACCGUUCGUUUCGACCCUGUGACUGUCAUUGUGGAUGAGAAUGGUCGCUCAUGCGGUCACAAAUGCUUGCACGAACCAGAAGAACAAGAAGUCGGCUCGACUCUAAUGCCUGUGAUUGCUCCUACUGCAUGGAAAAUCAAACGGUCGCAUAAAUUACAAGUGUCCGAGAGAACGCGACGAGUGGAGGAAGCAGCCAGAGAGGAAUUUAGGAGAUACUAUCGUCAAAUCCAGAGAGAUUUUCUUUGGGAUGACGAUGCAGUUUCCUGUUCAAGUUCGGAUCUUUUCAAGCUUGAAAUCUUGAGUAAAUAA
This is a messenger RNA of Ziziphus jujuba (common jujube), 555 nucleotides long. Its product is annotated as protein BIG GRAIN 1-like A. Bases 1 to 555 code for a protein of 184 amino acids. Gene Ontology annotation, biological process: auxin-activated signaling pathway. Lineage: Eukaryota; Viridiplantae; Streptophyta; Magnoliopsida; Rosales; Rhamnaceae. The transcript has a single exon. The record is from RefSeq and is a predicted model, not a curated record.